Miniopterus natalensis is the source of this 8195-nucleotide messenger RNA. RefSeq names its product MINDY lysine 48 deubiquitinase 2 (gene MINDY2). Gene Ontology annotation, biological process: protein K48-linked deubiquitination. The record is from RefSeq and is a predicted model, not a curated record. Lineage: Eukaryota; Metazoa; Chordata; Mammalia; Chiroptera; Miniopteridae. Gene Ontology annotation, molecular function: K48-linked deubiquitinase activity; cysteine-type carboxypeptidase activity; cysteine-type deubiquitinase activity. Gene Ontology annotation, cellular component: cytosol; cell periphery.
GCUGUCAUGGCGUCGGAGGCGCUGGCUGAGGAGAACCCGCCGCGGUCUCUUUAGAGCGAGGGGCGGGCGGCUGGGUAUGGAGAGCGGCCCCGAGAGCCUGCAGCCGCUAGAACAAGGGGUGGCCACCGGGCCUGCGCCAGGGACAGCUUCUCCGCAGGAAGGGCGACAGGAGACCAGGCUCGCCGCUGGGGAUGGUCCCGAAGUAUGGGCGGCGGAGAGCAGCGGCGGGAAUGGGCAGGGGGCGGCGGCCGCCGGGAGGAGCCUCGCGGACGCGGUUUCUCCCUCCAGCUCUCCUCAGGUUCCCCGACCCCGCAGCUCUUUCCGGGGCUUGGACUUGCAGGAGAGCGAUUUGGAGAGUCCUGCUGCUCAGAAGGUGCCUCUGAGAGGGCAGCACAAGGUGACCGCCUCCCCGGAGACAGCCGAGGCCGGAGCCGGCCACGGGUUGGGUCCUGCGGGAGACUCGGGCGCCCGGCCUCAUCCCGCCGGCACCUGCCGACCGGAGUUGGUGGCCUCGGGCUCCGAAGAGCCCAGCAGCGCUGGCGGCCUCAGCAGCAGUUGCAGCGACCCGAGCCCUCCCGGGGAAUCGCCGAGCCUGGACUCCCUGGAGUCGUUCUCUAACCUGCAUUCUUUCCCCAGUAGCUCCGAGUUCAACAGUGAGGAAGGAGCUGAGAGCAGGGUCCCCGAGGAGGAGGAGGGCGGCGCGGCGGUGUUGCCCCGGGCUGUGCCUCUGUGCAGAGGGGAGGAAGAGGAGGAGGGGGAGGCAGCUCAGGUGCUCGCGGCCUCCAAGGAACGCUUCCCGGGACAAUCUGUCUAUCACAUCAAGUGGAUCCAGUGGAAGCAAGAGCACACACCCAUCAUCACUCAGAAUGAGAACGGACCCUGCCCUUUGCUGGCCAUCCUCAAUGUUUUGCUUCUGGCCUGGAAGGUGAAACUUCCACCGAUGAUGGAAAUCAUAACUGCUGAACAGCUGAUGGAAUAUUUAGGAGAUUACAUGCUUGAUGCAAAGCCAAAAGAAAUUUCAGAAAUUCAACGUUUAAACUAUGAGCAGAAUAUGAGUGAUGCUAUGGCAAUCUUACACAAACUACAGACAGGCUUGGAUGUAAAUGUAAAAUUCACUGGUGUUCGAGUGUUUGAAUAUACACCAGAAUGCAUAGUAUUUGAUCUUCUUGAUAUUCCUUUAUACCAUGGGUGGUUAGUAGACCCUCAGAUUGAUGACAUUGUAAAAGCUGUUGGUAACUGCAGCUACAACCAACUAGUGGAGAAGAUCAUCUCUUGUAAGCAGUCAGACAAUAGUGAGCUGGUUAGUGAAGGCUUUGUAGCUGAGCAGUUUCUAAAUAACACAGCCACUCAACUGACAUACCAUGGAUUAUGUGAACUAACCUCAACGGUUCAGGAAGGAGAACUUUGUGUGUUCUUUCGGAAUAAUCAUUUUAGCACCAUGACCAAAUACAAGGGUCUACUGUAUUUGCUAGUAACAGACCAGGGGUUUCUUACUGAAGAAAAAGUUGUUUGGGAAAGCCUACACAAUGUCGAUGGUGAUGGAAAUUUCUGUGACUCAGAAUUUCAUCUGCGGCCUCCUUCAGAUCCUGAAACUGUAUACAGAGGACAGCAAGAUCAGAUAGAUCAGGACUAUCUUAUGGCAUUAUCUCUACAACAAGAACAGCAGAGUCAAGAGAUCAAUUGGGAACAAAUACCUGAAGGAAUCAGCGAUUUGGAACUAGCAAAGAAACUCCAAGAAGAAGAGGACAGACGGGCCUCUCAGUAUUACCAGGAACAAGAACAAGCAGCAGCCACUGCCGCUUCUACUUCUGCUUCUACACAGGCUCAGCAAAGCCAGCCAGCACAAGCCUCUCCAUCAAGUGGAAGACAAUCUGGAAAUAGUGAACGUAAACGAAAGGAACCUCGAGAAAAAGAUAAAGAAAAAGAAAAGGAAAAAAAUAGCUGUGUUAUUUUGUAACAAGUGUUGGAUUUUAUUGGAACCAUCUACAUGUCUUGAGAAACAAAACCACAGGAGGAAAGGAAGAAAAACCGAUAAAAUACCGUCUGUGCCUGAUUUCCCAAUGGAUUUUGUUCAUGUUUUUCAGGGGAAAGGUUGUUACUUAGCUACAAUCAGACUUUUUCAAGUCACACAGUACACUAUUUAUGAGCUGGAGUUUCAUGUUACAAGUUGGAAAUGCUGUGUGUUGUCAUUCAUGAAAAAUACUGCACUUGUAGCCAAUUAAGCAAAUCACAGCAAAUUUUGUGUCAUAGUGACAUUCAUAACUCAUAUCAGUUAGUAAGCUAUUUUAUCUUCUGUUCUAACAAUGAAUGGAGGUAAUUAAUUGAUUUUGUCUGAUUCCUUCCUGAAAUCUAAAUAUUAGCACAAUAAUUUCUGAAAUUAAUUUUUACAAUGUUAAAUUAUGAUCCUAAUCCACAAUAAACCAGGGGUUUAAUAUAGGAAUUUAAAAAGAAAAAAAGACAAAAAAUAACAAGAAUAAAUAACUCUUAAUUGUAUAUUGGACUAGUUCAGCCCUUGAACAGCUUUACCUUUCUUUAGGAAUAUACAUUUUAGAUAUUAUCGUGAAAACUGAUAAUGGAGCUUGGAUUUAAUUAGAUAGAAAAAAUAAAGAUUUGUAUUUCUUUUCCAAUAGCAAAAAAAUUAUGUAACACUAAUACUCAUAUCCUAGCAAAAUCAGAUAUUAUGACUUUGUAGUAUUGUGAAAUUUUGAGGAAUUUUGAAAUCUUUAGCAUAGGUAACUUGGACCACAGUUACUUUUACUGACUGUAAUAAGUGAGAGCAAGAAGGAAACCACAGUGGAUGCUGGGCUUUGUAAAUAGGGGGAUGUAGAAAAGCAAAUAGUUCAAUGUCUACCUUUUUCUAGAAUUACCUUGAACCUUAAAAUUUAAAUCAUGUUUAUUUGCUAGAAAAUUAAGUAUACUUAUUAAAACCAACAAAAAAAGCACAUUUCUGAAAGGAAGUUAGAUAAUCUCUGAGUCUAAUAAAAAAGCUGUAAUAAAAAUCUGUUGGAGGAAUUUAUAUAAAAGCAAUCAGAUUUUUUUAACUUAUGGGAACCAAAUAAACCUAUAACAUCUUGUAGUGUUUGUAGGAUUCAGAAAGAAUAUUUAUUGAACUUUAUCAUGAGGCAACACAUAUAUUUCUGUAUUUCUAGAUAUAGUUUGGAAAACUAUCCUUAAUCCCUUUUAUAUGCUUUAUAUUUAAAAGUUUGUUUUAGUCAUUUUUGAAAUGACUAUUGCUGCUGCAAGUAGUUAUGUGAUUUACAUUCUAAGCCUCAGUAAAUUUGUUUUAAGAGCAUCAAUCUAACCUGAGCAUCCACUUGGAGAAUGUUUUUUGUGGUCUGGGUGACAAUAGACUACAAAAAAAAAAGUGGUCUAGACUGCUUAAGCUAUGUCCUUAACAUUCUCUGUGAUCCAAGAGGAUUAGUCUACAUGUAAAAAGUAAAGUCUUAUUUAUGGAAGGAAUUAUUCUAAGGGAAAAAUCCAGGGUCAAGCUGUAUCUUUUAUGUCUUAUGUAUUGCGUGUCUGUUUAUGUUACACCAUUUGUUAUUCCUCAGAUUUCCUAUGCUAGCACUAUAAUCACCAGAGAAGCUGUUUGGGGUAUGAAAGUUUGACAUAAAGUAUGCAUACAUUGGUAAAGUAACCAAAUGUACUACAGAAUUCUCUGUAGGCUCAAACAAGUUGACCUUAGUCCAGGUUCACUGUUGAUAACACUCUGGUUGAAGGAGGAGGCUAAAACCUCAGGUUUGUUUUUCCCCAGACAGAUAGUAGUGACAGUGCAUUAUAUUUUAAUAAGAAAAAAACAAAACAGUAAAUCCUGAGAAAUUUAACAAAGCAUAUUUGAGGCAUAUUUUCCCAUAAUUAUAUACUUAUCUAUUUAUUACCCUUGAAAAACAUAUGUGAAGUUAUUCUGCUGUUUGCUACUGUCUUCUUAAUUUGUUCCAAAGAUAAUACUGCCGUUCUCCAUUCCCUUUGGAAGAAAAAAACACCACUCAAACGCAGCAGUGCUAUCAGAUAAGUAGAUGUUAAUGUAUACAUAUAAGAAGUAACUAAAACAUGUAAUGUGUUUGUUAAGUCAGCCUUUUUCUAUGUAAUAUUUCCAAGUCAGAUUUUCUUACAUUCCUGGAAUGUUUGAUAUACCAAGAAUAAUGAUGAUAAAAUGUUUGCUUUGAUUACUGCGGGGGCGAAAUUAAAUGUUCAAUUCUAUUAAAACAAAGAAAAUUCUUGGAGAUACUGGUUUCCCAUCCUUGAAGGUUAUAAAGAAUUUAGAGCUAUUGUGUCUUUAUUAUAUUUUGCUCAAGGCAACAAAUUAUACUCAGACAUUUCAUUACUGGUUUGGGUAUAUUGGAAUUUGAUAGUGGUAUAUUAAAGUCUUUCCUUCACAGUAUUUUGCAGUACUUGAAAGUUGUUACGUGUAUACUGCUAGCAGCAGUUAAAACUCAAACAUUUUUGUUUUUAAUAUUUAUAGGCUAGAUUAGGGGCACAUUUGCAUCAGCCAAUCACCAUUACAGCUAGCAAAAGAGGCACAUGAAUGAAUGAUAUGAUCACUGCACUUUCUUGUACUUUCAAAACCUGUUCCUUAAGGUUAGUGACCAGUCUUUAUUAACAAGGUGAAUUGUCUUCCUGUGUAAUCCCAUUGAAUCAACAGUGCUAUGAUAAACAAUAGGCUUUUGACAUUUCAAAGUACUUGUUUUGUAUUUCUAAAGCAAGGAUCCAUGCUUCUGUUAGAUUCUGAAAGGAAUCUGGGGAUUUUUCCUCAAAUUUAAGAGUCAACAUUUUAAGAAUACACACACUGGGCAGCUUGAGGCAGCUAACAUCGGCAGUGGCUGCUUCCUGUGAGGUGCUGGUCCACUGUGCCUGGGGAAAGGAACGCUGCCUCCGGGCGGCGGGGCGGCAGGUAAAUGAGGAUAGAUUUAAGUUCAGGAUUAGACUUUGGGGUAUAUUUUGUUCUAUGUCUAGUCUAGUAUUUGUCUAGUCUAGUCACAUGUCUAGUAUUUGACUACUUAUCCCUUAUGUUUUGAAUUCAUCCUCAUACUUCUUGAUCUUAGUUUAAUGAAGCAAGUUAGUGUCAGAGAUUAGUUGGCUGAACCCAAUAUUAACCACUUUGUACUUGCACAGAAACUUAUUUUGUUUUUAAUGAAUCACCACCUCAGUUCACUAAGAGACAAGAUCUUGAGAGGAAAGGACUAGAAGUCAGAUAGAUACUGAAGGAAAGAAUUACUGUGGUCCCUGUAUUAAUGUAGGCAUAUGAAGCAGAAAAAUCGAGGCAAGAAUUCCCAGACUGUCCUAAAACAAUCUCAUUUAUUUAAAAAAAAUUUUUUUUAAGCAAAAAGCAAACUUUCUUAUUCAAUAUGCCAGUUAUUUAAAGAUGGAAAGCUAUGGGCUUUACCUAUCACACAACACUUGAGCAUACAACUGAAACUAUAAUUGUAAACUUAUGUUUGAUAGAGGCAUUGAAGAUAGUAUUCAAGUUAUAUUUUAAGGAACUGGAAAUGUUGAAUUCUGAAUCAUUUUAUGUCUAAAACCUGACUCUUAUCUGGCCAUGGUAAAACUUUCUGUGCCUCAGUUUACUCUAUGUAAAUGAUACUUACUUUUUUAGUGCUUUGCACUCCUGAAUAAAGGGCAUAGUAUAAGCACAAAGUAUUACUUAAAUAAUCAUAAAUAUUACACAUCUUUUGUUCUUGAAUGUGCAGAUUUUUUCCGCGAUGACAAUAUUUCCUAAGCCAGUUUUUUAAUGCUGUCAAAAUUUGUAGAACUAUCUUGCCUUUGAGUAUGGCAUCAUCUCUUCUCAAAAUGUAGUUUACAGUUGCUGUUGUGUUCUGUGGACUAUAGGGUCAAAAUUGAGUAUUUGGGGAGAAUAAAAACAAACAUUUUAUUUUUUCCAAGACCUUUCAUAUAUCUAAAUAUUUAGUCUCUGCCUUUUCCUCCAUGGGAUGAAGUACAGUGGUAUUAGGUUACUAAUACUAUAUAUGUAAACUUUAUUGCAUGGAUGGAAUUCGUUUAGAUCUCUCUCUCAAAUACUGUCAUUUUUAGGGCUAUUUACAUUAUUUGGUUUUUAGCAUAAAAUGUUAUUUGAUAAUGUGCAGUUAAAUUCCAUUUAGAAAGUGACUGAAAAUGGUAAAGGAACUCAUCAGAAUCAGAGUUCUUAGGUUCUCUGUUAAUUUAGUGUCAUUUCUUUUAAUGAUGUCCAACAUUUCUGAAGCUAUUAGGAAAAUAUGAAGAAUUGAGGUUAUUCUUCUUGGGUGACACUAUAAAACAAAGUAGAAGUUAAAAUAGGAGGCUUCCUGGACAAAAUAAAUCGCAAAAUAGAGAUAAUGGAAUCUGAGUGACAAAUUACAAGACCCUGAUAAAUUUAACUUUGAGGAUCUAUCUAAAUUUUAACUCCUGCAGGUACCUUACCUAAUUCUUGUGUUUCUUCUGUUAAAUUAGAGUUUAAUAAAUUGAUACACAUGUAUAUUUUUACAUGAAGGACUCUAGUGUCUAAUUUCACUUCUAUCUCAAAAACAUUAAACUCAAAAACAGGGUAAAAAUCUUCAACUACUGCUGCAAGUUCAGCUUCAUAUUAUUGUUCCGAGAAAGGAGAUUUGACUUGUCUGCCUAUAACAGAUUUUUUUAGGGCAUGGCACAAUCCCAGAUAAGAUGUCAAAAUACCAGGGCAGAAAUACAAAACCUAAGUUAUAAACCACAGUAGAUUAAAGGACAAAAAUUGUAUUAUUUUUCUACAAAAGUCUCUCUACUUCGUCAGAUAUUAGUUCUACGAAUUUCUUCAAAUCAUGUAGUAAUUUGUCACCAAUAUCUUUAAAAACUUUAUAUCCAUCUUUACUGUAAUAUCCUGCUUUGAGAGGCAGGGAUGCCUCCUAGAUUAGAAAAUGCACAAAGCAAAAUUCUGAAGGUGAUCCUGACUUCUUAGGCUUUAGUAGAUAAGCUUUAAUUAGGAAGUCAGGAGACUAAAUUGUCCAUUUAAAUUCCCAAAUCAGCCACCUGUCCAAAUGAACAUUAUAACAAAUGGCCCAACUGAGCAAUUCUAACUAAUGGGAUGUGUUUUAAGACCAAGAAUGGCACUUAAUCUUUGAAGCGAUGUCCUGUGUGUCUCCCAAUUUUCUUAGUUUUUGUUCCUUUUCACAUCUUAAUUCCGCGAAAUAAUUUUUUUAAGAGUACAUAGGAUAUCUAAGCUUUACAGAUUUUUAAAGAUGAGGAUUUGAAAAGCUUCCAAUGGUUUUCAUUAAAAGGCUUUAUCUUCCUCAAUAAAAUUACUAUUGUUUUCACAGAUCUGGACAUCACAAAUAAGACAAUAUGAUAGAAGAUUGAUGCGUGAUUGCUACACAACAGUCAGCAAAAGGCAUAAUCUUCACUUGUGAAACUUCAGAGGAAACCUAAAAGUUCUUUCCUAAAGUUAGUGCAUGUGAGUCUUUCUCCAUGAAUUGCGCAGAAUAAUUGAAUUGCCACAUAGAUUUGGGGGAAUAGCAAGUGAAUUGGUGUAAAGACGGCAGAAAAAGUGAUUUUGAAAUAUAGCAAAAAGAAGAAACAAGUUUUCCCCCUCUACUUUACUGUUGGACUAUUUGGGUCAAGAAGUUGCUAUGAUAUAUUAGAGAUCUCUUUGUGUCAGACCAAGAUUGGCCAAUGGAAACGGAGUUCUCAAAGAGUUUAAAUAUAUUGUGUAUGAGUGUCCAUUUUUUCUCCUUUCUUUUACCAUCUCAUUGCCGUUCCUACUUCUGAAAUAAUUCACCUGCCUUGCUUUAUGACCAGCUUGAAUUCCAGUUUAAGAAUAAUAGCAACCCUAGAGCUGAUAGGAAAGAGCACUGAAACAUUUUUUUAAAAUAAAGACACCUUAAAGCAUCUACCCAACUUAGAGUUGAACUGAAUUUCUAUGAAAGUUACUGUCCUAAAUACUAAUUAUGCUAAAACUAUUUAAUUCUAAAAACUAUGUCUUAAGCUUCAAAAAUUUCACUUUUGGAGGAUAUUCCUAAAAAAAGGCAUACUGAACAUAGAUGGGAAAGUAUAAAAUAUUUCUGACAAUUAUUCAGUAUUAUUCAACAUUUAAUUUCAUGUUUGUUACUGUACCACAAAGAUGGUGUCAUUCUUGGAUUUUAAAAUGUUGGAUUUCUUGUUAAUAUGCUUAAAACUGUAACCAGUGAUAACACCCUUAGUAUUUUUAUUAUAGAUUAUAUUUUAUUUCAAUAAACUUUGAUAUUUAGACCAAA